AUGGUCCGCAAAAAUGACCCGGGGACGUUGCUUAGGAACUCGGACAACAAGAUUCCUUCAAAGUCUGCUCUUAGGAGACUCGGAGCAAGUCUUUACACUUCGGACUUGGCCGAGCAUCAAUCCAAACUGGAGUUCUACGCCACCUCGAUCAGAGACGAGGUUGCUUUUCUCAUCGCACAAAGAAUUGAGGGACAAGCCGAAUCUGAAUCUUAUCCCCGGUCAGACACGCUCGUGAAGUCGGAGAGUAGGGCUAUUCCCGUUGUAGCGAGUAUUGAGAGUUAUAGCCCUCGACUCCUGCCAGUGGAUUACAUUACAGAAAAUGAUGAACCCGACUACGAUGAACCCGACUACGACGAACCCGACUACGACGAACCCGACUACGACGAAUCCGACAACGGUGAACCCGACAACGGUGAACCCGACAACGGUGAACCCGACAACGGUGAAUCCGACCAUGAUGAAGCAAGACAGGCGAUGGAGCUUGUCAUGAACUAUUUUCGACAUCAUCCCAGUGGCAUGGCGCCGCAAGAGUAUAUUACCUUUGGUAAAUUGAGGGAGCGUAUUGAGUUAACGAAAUUGGCGGGGAGGGAGAGAAAGGUUUAA
Messenger RNA from Penicillium daleae, 603 nucleotides. RefSeq lists its product as uncharacterized. The transcript has 2 exons. The record is from RefSeq and is a predicted model, not a curated record. Lineage: Eukaryota; Fungi; Ascomycota; Eurotiomycetes; Eurotiales; Aspergillaceae. Bases 1 to 603 code for a protein of 200 amino acids.